CAGCAGUCUGGAGGCUCGUUGGUUGCAGCUCUCGUUUCGCUGGAGCACUAGUCAAAAUAAUUGGGUUAACAAUCUUGCCCUUUCUUUCUUUCGGUCUGUUAGGGUUGCCCACCCACUCUUCCGCUCUCUCGCCUCAAAAUGGAGGUUUCCGUUCGUUUCUUCGGAUCGACCGCCGCUCUCCAUCGCCAAUUCCGGCUGAUCACCGUCCCCUCCUUACCUCUCCCCCUCCCAAACUCUAGAUUUCCUCCGGUUGGCAGCAGCGGCUGCGGCUCUCCGACGCCGUUCGUCUUCCAUCCGUGCUCUCGACUCGCACGACGAUCCGCCGCCGGCCUUUGCUCCUCCCCGCCGCGAUUGGCCAGUUCCUCCCUCUCUCUCCCACCUCUCCUCUCCCUCUCCCAUCUCUUCGCCUCUAUGUCUCCCCAAGAGGGAGCCCUCGCCUCCGAAUCGGGUCUCAAGGAGGGCUUCGUCAACUGGGGUCGAGAUCGGGAUGUCCUGGAGGGGGGAGAUUUAGGGCUUUACAGCGAGAAGGGAGCGAUUUGGAGGGUCGUGAUGCUCGGUUGGCUGGGAGCUGAGCCAAAGCAUCUCAACAAGUACGCGGGGUUGUAUACCUCCAAGGGGAUCGAACCGGUGAAGUUCGUCAUCCCGGUGAAGGAGCUCUUGGGUUUUGAUCUGGGGAGGAGGGUACAGGAUAAGAUUGCUCGGUUCACUACAGAGCUUGUUUCUUGGUGCUCGCAGACUGAGGAAGAUGGCAGAGAGCGUUGUCUGCUCUUUCACACCUUCAGCAAUACGGGUUGGCUAACCUAUGGAAGCAUACUUGAGAACUUGCAAACAAGGCCUGAUAUAAUUGAGAAGAUCAAAGGAUGUGUUAUCGACUCUGGAGCUGACCCUGAGAUAAGCCCUCAGGUGUGGGCUGCAGGAUUUUCUGCUGCUUUGCUGAAAAAGCGUAGCUCCUUGAUAAGCUCUUCUGAUGAAAAUAAUGGAGUAGCCAAACCGGAUAUGAAAAUGAAUGGAACGGGCACAAAGGACAAUAGUUCCUCUUUUGCUGAAAUUUUAACAUUAUCACUUCUAGAAAAGUUUUUCACAUUGGUUCUAAUGCUGCCUGACGUAAACCAGAGGCUGAGGAAGACCAUCUCCAUACUGUGGAAUAAACAGCCGCUCUGUCCUCAGCUCUAUCUGUACAGUUCAGCUGACAUGGUCAUUCCAGUCAACUCAGUAGAAAACUUUAUCAAGGAGCAGAAGACCUCAGGAAGAAUUGUACAUGCUCAUGAUUUCGGUUCAUCCCCACAUGUUGACCAUCUAAGGAGCUACCCUCAUAUGUAUUCUGCCAAAAUUACUGAGUUCAUGGAAGAGUGCUGCACUGUGUGUUUUUGGCAGGACACAAGGCUAGAGAGGACACUAAAAGAAAGGAAUUGCACAUGCUUUGCAGGAGGGCAUGGCCAAACUGGAAAUUGAAAAUGUUCUACAAAUCCUCUGGAUUCUAUCCGUCACUCGAGUUCCUUCCUAUUUUUGCUGUCUUUCUGGCCUUUGUGACAAUGUUUUACAGAUUAGUCAUCUGAAUUCACUUUCUUUCCUCCAAAAGAAGAUAAAAAAGUUUCUUCCUAUGGGGAAAUUGUGUUCUUCCUUAUUUUUCAUUUUGUAUUCGUUGGCUCUGUUAUCUUGUGCAUAUGACAUUACUGUAUGCUUAUUUGUUAAAUAUUCUCCCCUUUGGUGGGUUUUUAGCUA
Molecule: messenger RNA, 1722 nt
Organism: Musa acuminata AAA Group (dessert banana)
Lineage: Eukaryota; Viridiplantae; Streptophyta; Magnoliopsida; Zingiberales; Musaceae
Exons: 5
Coding region: 139-1452 (437 amino acids)
Source: RefSeq, a predicted model, not a curated record